Messenger RNA from Ruditapes philippinarum (Manila clam), 873 nucleotides. RefSeq lists its product as uncharacterized. NCBI's taxonomy places the organism in Eukaryota, Metazoa, Mollusca, Bivalvia, Venerida, Veneridae. The record is from RefSeq and is a predicted model, not a curated record. The coding region runs from base 1 to 873 and encodes 290 amino acids. The transcript has a single exon.
AUGCAUAACACGUGCCUUGGCAAUCUUGAUAGACAAGUGAAGAAAUUCUCGGGACGAUACAGAAAAAGUAUCCUAGACAUGAAGACAAAUUUUGUAAAGAAAAUCGACAUAAAUUCAAAAGCAGAAAAAGGUUGUAAUAUUACAGGAAUUGCAAUAAUAUCCGAAGCUGAAAUUCUUUUCGCAGAAUAUGAUAAUGUAUGCUUAAAUAUAUUUAAUCAUAAAGAGGGUAAAAUUACAUCAACAAUGAAAACAUCGAGUGGGCCAGCUGACGUCACUACAAUAAAUUCCUUGUCUGCUGCCACAACUUUACCUGAGGAGGGCAAAAUCAUGUUUAUAAAUACACAAAAUGGAUUGUCUGUAAGUCACAGUCUGCAAGUCGGAAUAGGAUGUAGUGGAAUAGAUCAUCGAAACGGUAUAAUGGCAGUGACUUUUAUUAAACCUGCUGCUGUCCAGGUAUUAGACAAGGAAGGUCAUAUACUUCAUCAAGUCAGUGAUACAAGCAUAUUGGAUCGACCACUUUAUGUAUCUCUGAGUAACGAUAAUGUGAGUAUGUACGUGUCUGACUGGAAGAACAAUGCGGUGUAUGAAUUUACUCUGACAGGACUUCUGAAAACUACAAUUAAAAGUAAGGAGAUGAAAUUUCCAUGUGGCCUAACAUUCACCAACUGCGGAAAUGUUGCUGCUUGUUAUUUGUUAAAACAUGACAAAGUCGGGGUGAUUGUACCUGGAACAAGAGAACUGUUACCUCUCUAUGUUCAAAAUGUGCUGAUGCCACGUUCUCUCCUCAUUUGUGAAGACCAGGGUAAAUUGUUUAUCAGUGAACAUUAUGAAUCAAAAGAACCUAACUACAUUAAAGAAUAUGACUUAAAGUAA